AAAAGUUGAUAACUGAUGAUUACCGAAAGAAAAGUUUUUUCGUCUAAAUUUCAUUUAGCAUUCAAUAGAAACAUACAAGAUGGAAUACAAAAGCCGACGUAAUAAUAACACACACAAAAUCUGUAGAAACAAAGUUUAAAAAGGGGGACUUAAAACCAGCAAAAACCUGAAGAAAAUAUACUAUUAUCUAAAGAGAGAACUAAUCUAAAACUAGAACUCAUGAACUAAUCAUUAUUCACAAUCUUUCCAUAAAAACAAGUGGCCCUGGAAUUGAACUAAAAACUAAAUGACAUGACAUGAAUGAACUACUCCAAGCCAAAUUAGAAUAAGCAACAACAGAAACGAAAAUCAAGCUAAAAGACAAGACUCAAACAAUAUAAGAUUGAAAACAAAGUCAGAAUCAAAACAUCUCUCUACAGUAUUUGGUUGUUGAUGGCCAUCUCUGUUUUAUCUAGUAAACAUGGGCCUAUCAUCAGCCCAUAAAAGCCCAACACUUAUCCGAAGUGUGACAAAAGCCUGCCUACUCCACCUGCUUCCGUAACAAACUCUUCGCAUCGAUGGCGAAGCGACGAUGGUGAACUCGUAUGCACCUCUCCGUUUCACCAUCCUCAUCUCCUUCUCCCUCGCAGCCGCCACUUCCUUCAAACUCUCCGCCUCCCACUCUCCCUCCUCGCUUCCCAAAGCCACCGCCGACGAUCUCCUCGCCGUUUUAGCACCACCUUCCUCCGCCGCGUACACCGUCAACCCCGCCGUCUCUCGAGAGCUCCGCUCGUGCCUCAGAUUCCUCGUCCCCUUCCAACCGCGCAAACCUAUACCUGAUUCGGGACGAUGCUCGCUUCGCACUGGACUCUGCUCAGGGAGGAGGUUCGAAGAGGAGGAGGAGGAUGAGAAUUCUCUCGUCUGGCGGCCACCGGAGGCGGUUCUCGAGCUUGCUCGUCUCGCUGUUGAUUCCGGCGGUGAUCCCGGUUCAAUUCACCGAGCACUCGAUCCCACUACGAUCCCGGUUCCUCCUACUAAUGUGGAAGGAUCAAGAACGAGCAAGUGUCAACUCACGAGAACUCCUUAUGGCCGUCACUUUAUUGCUCAAGAAGUGAACUCGUAUUUUGAGUUCUUGUUUCGUCUGAUUGAAUCUAGGGGACCGAGUGUAGGACUCAAUGUUUCGUUGAGUCGAUAUGAUUUGUUCCAUGGUCAUCUGUUUAUUGCUUCAGAAUCUGGACGCCUUGGAAUAUUGUUUCAUGCUAAAGAGUAUCCGGCUUAUGACAAGAGAUUGUUUCCUUACAACAUGGGAUAUUGCCAGAGAGGAUCUGAUGUGAAGUAUGGUGAUUCCAUCAACUUAAGAAACAUCCUUUGGCUUGCACCAUUACCAAGCAAAUCUGGUCCAGGUUGGCUUGCUCCAGGUGUACUUGUGGUGCUUGAUGCGCAUCCAGAUGGAAUCAUAUACCGAGAUCUCAUCCCUAACUACGUCAAGUUUGUAAGAACCAUGUAUGAAGAUGAUCUAGGAACUAGUACAGUUGAUGUCAAUUACUUGAAUGUGGGAGGAGCUGGAGAACCUGAUUAUCAGCUUUUCAUUUGCUGAAAUCAUUCACACGUUACAAGUCUGUACAUGAUUGAAACUGUGCUCAAGAUUUAGUUACUGGAGAUGUUGGAGGUUCAAGAACGUGGGAGCUGGAUGCUAAUUUAGAGCAGGUGUAGAAGCAAUGUGAACAAGUUAAUGUAUCAAGUGAAAUUACUUAUUAACUUAAUUGAUAAAGGUAUACUCAAGGAUAAUUAAUUGCUCAAGCAUCAUUAA
Molecule: messenger RNA, 1789 nt
Organism: Brassica rapa (field mustard)
Lineage: Eukaryota; Viridiplantae; Streptophyta; Magnoliopsida; Brassicales; Brassicaceae
Source: RefSeq, a predicted model, not a curated record